UAAAACAUGGCGGUGAAUGUUAGCGUGAGGGAGACGACGAUAGUGAAGCCGGCGGAGGAGACGCCGAAGCAGGUUCUUUGGAUGUCCAACUUGGACUUGGUGAUUUUGAGCAAGCACACCCCCAGUGUCUACUUCUACAGGCGAAGCCAAACCGGCGGCCAUCCCACCAGCCCCUUCUUCGACCCGGAACUGCUGAAGGGAGCCCUCUCCAAGGCCCUCGUACCGUUCUACCCCCUGGCGGGGCGCCUCCAGCAGAACGAAACAGGCCGUUCCGAAAUCAACUGCAAUGGGGAGGGCGUGCUGUUUGUUGUGGCGGAGACCGCCUCCGUCCUUGAGAAUUUCGGCGAUUUUGCGCCGACUCCCGAGUUCCGGAAGCUCAUCCCCGUCGUCGAUUAUUCUGCUGGGAUUUCCACUUAUCCCCUCUUUGUGGUACAGGUCACAUACUUCAAAUGUGGUGGAGUGUCGCUUGGGGUCGGCCUGGAACAUCGAGUGGCAGAUGGGUGUUCAGGUCUCCACUUUGUAAAUGCAUGGUCUGAUAUCGCCCGCGGACUUGACCUUAAAAUCCCACCAUUCAUCGACAGGACAUUACUUCGUGCCCGAGACCCACCUCAGCCAACAUUUGACCCCGUUGAAUACCAGCCUGAUCCGCCCUUAAAAAUUCCUCCGCUCUGCACAAAAGAUGGUGGUGCCGAGAGUACGACAGUCUCCAUUUUUAGAUUGACGCGGGAGCAGCUUAGCAUCUUGAAAGCGAAGUCUAAGGAAGAAGGGAACACAAUCAACUAUAGCACAUAUGAGAUGUUGGCAAGCCAUGUUUGGAUAUGUGCAUCCAAGGCACGUAAUCUUCCCGAUGAUCAAGUGACCAAACUGCAUAUUGCGGUUGAUGGACGGUCCAGACUGCAACCCCCACUCCCACUUGGUUUCUUUGGCAAUGUGGUUUUCGCAGGCGCACCAUUAGCUACAGUGAGGGAUCUCAAAUCAAAACCAACAUGGUAUGUUGCCAGCCGUAUACAUGAUGUUGUGGUGCGCAUGAACAACGAUUACCUUAGGUCAGCUCUUGACUAUCUUGACGUUCAGCCUGAUCUGUCGGCCCUUGUUCGCGGUGCUCAUACUUUUCGAUGCCCAAAACUUGGGAUAACUAGUUGGGUGAGGCUGCCGAUAUACGAAGCAGAUUUUGGCUAGGGUGGACCUAUGUUCAUGGGACCUGGUGGAAUUGGAUACGAGGGUUUGGCGUUUGUGUUACCAAGUCCAACAAGUGAUGGGAGUUUAUCAGUGGCCAUUUCCCUGCAGUCUGACCAUAUGGAAUCAUUUGCCAAGUUGUUGUAUGACAUAUGAUGAAAUCAAAUGCGCAAAGAGUUUGUUCAUCAGCCUAAAAAUAAAAUGUGUGUCUUUGUUGGUAACUAAUGUACUCUUGUGGCAAACUUCUUGUUUGAGUUGUCUUCUUUUUCUCAUGAAAUAAAAG
Messenger RNA from Malus domestica (apple), 1459 nucleotides. Its product is annotated as shikimate O-hydroxycinnamoyltransferase-like. Gene Ontology annotation, molecular function: acyltransferase activity, transferring groups other than amino-acyl groups. The record is from RefSeq and is a predicted model, not a curated record. Lineage: Eukaryota; Viridiplantae; Streptophyta; Magnoliopsida; Rosales; Rosaceae.